Messenger RNA from Naegleria fowleri, 1326 nucleotides. RefSeq lists its product as uncharacterized. Lineage: Eukaryota; Heterolobosea; Eutetramitea; Acrasida; Naegleriidae. The transcript has 3 exons. The record is from RefSeq and is a predicted model, not a curated record. Gene Ontology annotation, molecular function: protein binding. Bases 1 to 1326 code for a protein of 441 amino acids.
AUGAAAAUAUUUGAAGUCAGUGCGAGUGGUCUGGGACCUGGUGGGAUUUGUUAUCAAGUGAUGGAGGUGGUUGGAACCAAGUUUUAUUGCUUGUUGGGUCAAAGAGCUUCCUCUUCAAAACCUAAUGCAGUCUAUAUAUUCGACAUGGUGAAAAAGGAAUGGCAAGAAAUUGAAAAUCCAAAAGGUGCAGGUCCAACGCCAAGAGCAAUGCCUGCUUCUUGCGUAGUCGGAAAUAAGAUUUACGUUUUUGGAGGCUACUCUCAAGCAACGCCAGUAGCCAAUCAUACAGUUUAUAACGGAAUGUACUCUUUUGAUAUAGAGACUAAUACAUGGACUCAUAUUGAGUGCAAUGGAUUGUGUCCAGAUCCUCGAGCUGGUGCUCAAAUGUGGCAAUACAAGGGCAAGAUUUAUCUUGUAGGAGGAUGUCAAGGUCGACAAUUGUAUUUUACCAGUCUGUAUGAAUAUAAUAUCGAAGAAAAUAUUUGGAAAACUGUCGAAACCAAAGGAUAUGUUUCUCUUAGUUCAGAGUUCAACACAAUUGUAAAUUCAUCAAACCAAAACGAAUCUAAGACUCAAUGUCCAGAGAGAUUUUGUUGUUUCUCUGCGAGUGCUAUUGAAAAUCUAGUGUACAUAUUUGGAGGAUUGUUUGCGCAUGAAGAAAUGGACAAACAUACAGCAUCAAAUGCAAUGUUUGUUCUUGACAUGGAAACGCUUGAAUGGGUCAAGCCUGUUUUUGCAGAUGAUAAUAAUAUUGUUCCAGGAGCGAGAGCGUCACACACCAUGACAACUGUUGGUCCAAAUUUGAUCCUUGUUGGAGGAUGUAAUGUGGUCAAUAAUACUGAUUAUGAUCAGCAUGUAUAUCUUUUCAACAUUCUCGAGAGAAAAUGGUACCGUCUGACUGAUUUCUUUUUCGGUUCUCACAUGCCAAAGCUUGUUGGACUUGCUUCAGCUUAUUGUAAAGAAACAAAAGAAAUUUUCUAUCUUGGAGGAAAAGGGUCAGACGAUGUUCUGAAGAAUCAUUUCUACCUUAUUGACACUAAAUUGGUGAAACAAAUUAAUGAUUACUCGUUUGAGCCCUCAACAUCAGAAAGCAUCAAUCGAGCUCAUAGAAAAUCUAUCAGAGCUCUGGAGGAUAUAAAGACAAAAGACAAGACAGCGUUCAAUAGUUACGGAACAAGAGAUAAACGAAGCAAAUCAUCGGCUGUCGCUUACUCUCCUCUCCCUCAGCAAGACACUGACGAGGAUGACAGUGGUCUUUUGAACGGAGAUAUUAAAACUAACAGAAGAAGGACUGUUGGUUCAAUAACAAAAUUAUUCAGAAAGUAA